AAAUGGCGGGCGCUGUGUUGGCACCCGGGUUGUGGCUCACGAGGAAACAAAAUGUUGCUCGCUGUGUGAAUUAGCAUGCAAUAACUCUGAAACCCAACGAGAUACUAAGUUUCCAUGAAAUAGUAAGCAGUCAUGUUUAAACUAGAAUCCUACAUAACUCCCUGGUUGCUAGGAUACCUGGAUAAAUAUGUUAAGCUUAAACCAGAAGAUUUCCAGUUAUCCCUCUGGGGAGGAGAUAUCGUGCUUAACAAGCUGGAGCUGCGUACGAACAAACUGGAGCGCAUGAUUCACCUCCCCGUUACCUUUGUCAGUGGUCAAAUACACGAGCUACGAAUUCACGUGCCAUGGACACGACUUGGGUCUGAGCCAGUGGUUGUCACCAUUAACACAAUGGAGUGUAUAUUGAAAAUAAAGGACUCUACCCCUGAGGAGGCCUCCAGCAUGAAGUCAAGUGCCUCAAGUAAACAACUCGCCCAGAAGAAAGCAAAAAUUAAAGCCAAGCAGCUGCAGGAGGCAGAGGCCCUGCCUCCGGGCUAUCUCCAAAGCAUCCUGAACAGAAUCAUCAACAAUGUCAACAUCGUCAUCAACAACCUCAUCUUGAAAUUUGUUGAAGACGACAUUGUUCUGUCAGUGAAUGUCAAGUCUGCAGAAGUGUAUAGCGUGGAUGGUGAUUGGCUGAGAGCAUUUGUGGAUUUAGCGCAGCCAGAUUUGGUGCUGAGGAGGGUGAUUAAUUUCCAUGAUUUGACGGCAUGUUUGGAUAAAAGGAAUGCUAGUGGAAAGAUUGAGACAUAUCAGGACCCCUUGGUCUACAGGUGCUCCGUGAUGUGCAGGAUCCACAUGACCUAUGACAGUCUCCACGCCAAGAUUCCCACCACCACCAUGUUACACAUUAUGUGCGAGAAACUGGAUUUCUCUCUCACAGACACCCAGCUACCGAUGUUUCUUCGUCUCAUCGAGCUUGUCUUGGCACUCUACUAUGGCACGCUGGAACUGCCAUCUGGGCCGUCAGGUUCUGCAGACGAGAAUCGCGAAAACAGUGAAACUGAGAGUCAGGCUGAUAUGUCAGGAGUUCAGAAUGAGACCUCCCAGGAAACACCACCAGAGGGCUCUGCUGAGGAGAGUUGGUCUUCAUGGGCAUGGUCCUGGGUUGCCCCGGCAACAGCCACAGAGGAGGAGGCUAAAGAAGAGGAGGAGGAGCUUAACUUGAAGAAGAAGAAGGACCUGCUGGUGCUUUCUCUGGGAGGGUACAUUAAGAAGGCAUCUCUGGUGUUUAAGCUAACUGACACAGUGACAGAAAGCCCAUACUACAACCCUCAGAAAGUGGUGUUCACUCCUCUGAUGU
Messenger RNA from Lingula anatina, 1342 nucleotides. RefSeq names its product intermembrane lipid transfer protein VPS13B. The record is from RefSeq and is a predicted model, not a curated record. NCBI's taxonomy places the organism in Eukaryota, Metazoa, Brachiopoda, Lingulata, Lingulida, Lingulidae.